AUGGCUCGCGAAGGCCAGGUCAAGGACGCUAUGGACAGACUCGUCAAACAUCUCGGGACGCUCGAAUCCGCUCUACAAGGUAUCUUGACGGGUGUGGAGGACAGCGAACACCGUCUCAGUCUACAAGAUUCUGCAGAAGAAGUUCUCGGGGCCCUCCAGAAGUAUGUUCAUGUUGGUAUUUGGCUUUGUCAGGGACAAACAAAGUCAACUGCGAAGACCACAUCCGCCUCCCAGCGGGGGCAGCGGCAAGCUGCCAACGAGACGCUUUCAUCUUCCGAGGCGCUCUGGCUCAGCCUCAUAGACGCGGCUGUCCAUACUACUCGACAGCUGUCGGCGACCAUCGAUGCAGUCGGAAAAGCGCAAGAUGAUGGGGACCGCGAUCUUGAAAGCUGGGAGCGUCUCGAUACAGACAAACUGCUGGGGCUUCUGCGGUCUCUGGUCCAACACACGUUCACCGCUCUCCUGACGACGACGUCCAGCGCUUCCAAUGCCCAGGCCAACGGACGGGUCCUCACCACCGCCGGCAACAACAUGUCAUUCUUACGGAUAUUGCGAGAGUUUCUUGCUCACGCCGCGGCCUCGUCACCAAAUCUAGCGGAUCUGAGGGCGGUUCUGGCCUCGAUUUUCUCAGCUUAUGCAUACGAGGAGUCGAUUCUUCGAUUAUCGAACCGACUUCUCGAGCGAAGCCUGUUCGUCAAUGUCAAGCAGUCGGUACAGUUGAGACAGCGAGGCUGGCGACCGAAGGGCUCCACAUGCGAGGCGUGCGGCCGGCGCGUCUGGGGACCAGGUGUAUCAGGUAACGUAUUUGAAGCUUGGGAGGAUAAGCAGGCUGCUGAAGAGCAGAAACAGGCCGAGAGAAAGGCUCUGCUCGCAAGCAUCACGGACAGGACUAAAGGCAAGGGGGCGGCAGAGCAUUCUGGACUGCCUCCGCAUGAAGCGCGGGGUAAGGGCAAGAUCGGUCCAGGCAAUGGCGCAGAGCUGGCCCAGGAUGCCGCAGGAAACAAAUCAGAGGAUGGUUCUCAUGACGGCGACGACGCUGCGGACCUCGCUGCAAACAGCAUGCGCGAACAGCCUCUGGGGCCAUUGGUUGUUUUGGCGUGUAGGCACAUUUAUCACCAAGCAUGCCUGGAUGCUUUGCAGUCUCAAGAGGAAGAGUGCGGCAAGAAGGAUAGGACGAGCCUUGAGGCAAGCCAUUCUAGAGAGUACAGAUGCCCGGUUGAUGGGUAG
Messenger RNA from Verticillium alfalfae VaMs.102, 1227 nucleotides. RefSeq lists its product as hypothetical. Gene Ontology annotation, biological process: endosomal vesicle fusion; protein targeting to vacuole. The transcript has a single exon. Gene Ontology annotation, cellular component: HOPS complex; late endosome. The record is from RefSeq and is a predicted model, not a curated record. Bases 1 to 1227 code for a protein of 408 amino acids. NCBI's taxonomy places the organism in Eukaryota, Fungi, Ascomycota, Sordariomycetes, Glomerellales, Plectosphaerellaceae.